GUGCCUUUCGUUUUAUAAUCCAAGUCAGAAUGAAGUUAUUUUGUUUCUACACGAUAGAAAAUUUUUAACCUGUGAGGAAGUUUUUAUUUUCGCAAAACUUUUAGAAAACAUGUGUAUUGAAUACAAUGUUGAUUUUGAUGAAGUUUGGAAGCUUAGGCUAAAAUUAAUCCAACCAUACAAUGACCAAACAAGUUAAAAUGUAGGCUCCAAGAAAAUGAAUUUCACAAACUUGGGACAAUGGAAAGGGCCUUCAUUCAUUCAUUCAUUCAUUUAAUUCCACAAAUAUCUGUGGAGUGCCCACAAAAGCCAGGUCUAGGUGCUAAGAGCAACAUAGAUGAGUUCCUUGUUCUCAUGGAACUGACAUUUGGUGGGGAGGGGGAGGAAGGACAAACUUUUAAAAAGCUAAUAAGUGAUACAUGCUGUGAAGAACAUAAACAAGGCAAUGCAAUGGCCAAUGAGUGGGGAAGCACUGGAUAAGGAGUCAGGUGACCUAGAGUCUGAUCUCAGCCUGGCCACAACAGUCUCUACAGCUUUCAGCAAGUCACUUCACCUCUCUCUGGCCUUAUUUUUCACACUCAUACAACGAUGAUGAGAAUUUAUGAUAAUCUCUAAUCUUCCUUCCUAGUAUCAUGUCCUUUGAUUUGAUGGUUCGAGACUGCCAUGACUUCCAUAAACAUGAAUACCUACCACAGAGUCAAAGACAAAGCACUCCCUGUGUAAUGGGAGAGACAGGCAUGGAAACACAUCAGGAUGAAAUAGUGUGAAAAGCAGUUAUCUUUUGCUCUUCUCAGUCCAAUACGCCCUACACAUCAGAUGUGUCAUACAAUGAGAAAUAAGUCAGUAAAGAGUUAAAGAGGGCAAUGGGUCAAAGCCACAUCAUCCAAUGAUCCUGCUGCCAGUGGGACAUUUAGUUUUCUGCAAGACUACUACUUCCCACCAGGACUGUUACCAGUUAUAGGACAACAGAGAAAACCCAGUUUCCUUUUCCUUUGUAUUUCUACUAUAACGAGCAUAUAAUAGGUGCUAUGUAAAUUCCCUCUGACAGACACUCAUUCACUACUUUAAUAGCACAGAUUGGCAGACUGGGAUUGAGGGAACUGAAUGGAGAAGAUCCACGGCUGGAGUAUGAUGUUUGGCUACGGAGUGAUUUAGCCAUUUGCUGCUAUGCAGCUUUUAACCUCUUCUUUGCACCGUUUGUAUUUCGUAGUAUUUUGCACGUUCUAGAUUGGCACAUGAAAUACAGACUUAUUUGCAGUCAUGACCAGAACUGUGUAAACAUGGUGUAUUUGUCAGCAAUUGGAAGGGAGCAUGGACGAUAAAAGUGGUUUACUUGACAAGUGGCGCUGUGGAUGAUUUUGUUUGCAGGUAUUUCAUUUUUACUAUGCUUUCACAACAAAAGACAAAGCUAAUAUGCACGACGCACACAGCUGUUCACGCUAUCCUUUGAAGAAAAGGCGCCUCGGAGAACUGACAUUUUUAAAAAUGUAAAAUCCAUUCCAAACCUAAGCCCCUCCCAAAGGGCACGGUCCCACGUUGCUCCACUCAGAAACCCGGGGGGGAAACGUCAGGAGAGCCAUUGCUGCCAGCGACGAUCUGAGGGCGCCUUCCAGGGAUUUAACAGUACGAUGUUCCCCAACCUCAGAGAACCUUCCAAAGAUUCCCUUCCUGGAGUUCCCGCCCUCCACUGGUCACCGUAGCGCGUCAAAGGCCCUAUUCGUCAUCGGAGGGAAAAAUGUACGUCGCGCGAGAUUCCGCGACGGGAUUUUGAAGUUAGGGAACAGCCGCGGCGCAGGCGCACUGGCCUCACAACCUCGGGGCGGCACGCGGGUAGGUAGGCUAGCGCCCAGAGGAGUGGGUGCAGAGCGUGCUGGAGCCUUUUUUCCCCUCCCGCGCAGUGCGUGGGUCUGCGGGUCGCUGGAGGUGCAGAGCGCGGGCUCUGGCUCGGCCACCCAGUGCGCUGUGACUGUGGCGGGCUCCUUCUAGCCCCUCCACGAGUUGGAGAAGUGCAGCGGGCGUGUGCCUCGGCGUUGGGACGAGAACUGGUGCUCGCCUUUUCCUUUUUGAAAGGUCGCCCCAAACGCACACACUCCAGUCCCCUGAGAGUUGCUCUUCGCGCCUUGGCGCGCCCCUCCUCGCCCGGCCCCUCCCACCGACCCCCGUUCCGCUAGCUCCUGGUCGGUGGCCGGCUUCAUCCCCGGGGUCCCAACUUGGGGGCGGAGAAGAUGGCUGGCGGACGUCUGCUGUUGGGGGGCGACUUCCUGUCGCCGCCGCCGCUGCCCCCCCUGCCGCCGCCCCCGCCCGAGCCAGUGCUGGAGCAGUGGCGCUAUAGCCACGAAAGUGACUGGCAGUGGGCUCUGCGGCGCAGCUUCAUCUGUCGGCACCUGCACAGCUAUCCCGGGGCUGCUCUCGACCAGCUUCUCGCGCUCUCCGCUGCCUGGACCAACCACGUUUUCCUGGGCUGCAGGUACAGUCCACGCUUGAUGGAAAAAAUUCUCCAAAUGGCCGAAGGUAUUGAUAUUGGGGAGAUGCCUUCAUAUGAUCUGAUGCUGUCCAAACCUUCCAAAGGUCAAAAACGUCACCUCUCAACAUGUGAUGGUCAAAAUCCUCCUAAAAAGCAAGCUGGUUCCAAAUUCCAUGCGAGACCUCAUUUUGAGCCUGUACAUUUUGUAGCUAGUAGUUCAAAAGAUGAAAGACAGGAAGAUCCUUAUGGCCCUCAAACAAAAGAGGUAACUGAACAAACACAUUUUACCAGCAUGCAAAGAGACAUCUACCAGGAUUAUACUCAAGACUCUUUCAGUGUACAAGAUGGGAAUUCUCAGUAUUGUGAUUCAUCAGGAUUCAUUUUCACAAAAGACGAGCCUGUAACAGCCAACAUGUAUUUUGACAAUGGGAAUCCUGCCCCAAGCAGCACAUCACAGCAGGCAAACUCUCAGUCAGCUCCUGAGCCUUCACCAUCACAGACAUUUCCUGAGUCAGUGGUAGCCGAGAAGCAGUAUUUUAUUGAAAAAUUAACCGCAACUAUCUGGAAGAACGUUUCUAAUCCAGAGAUGACUUCUGGAUCUGAUAAAAUUAAUUAUACAUAUAUGUUAACUCGCUGUAUUCAGGCAUGUAAGACAAAUCCUGAGUAUAUAUAUGCUCCUUUGAAAGAAAUCCCUCCUGCUGACAUCCCCAAAAAUAAAAAACUUCUAACAGAUGGUUAUGCUUGUGAAGUUAGAUGCCAAAAUAUCUACUUAACUACAGGUUAUGCUGGCAGCAAGAACGGGUCCAGGGAUCGAGCUACUGAGCUAGCUGUGAAGCUCUUGCAGAAACGUAUUGAAGUUAGGGUUGUCCGACGGAAAUUCAAGCAUACAAUUGGAGAGGACCUUGUGGUGUGUCAAAUUGGCCUGCCUUCAUACGAAUUUCCUCCAGCUCUGAAACCACCAGAAGAGCUGGUGGUGCUGGCUAAAGAUGCUUCUGGACAGCCGAUUUUUAAUGCUUCCGCCAAACAUUGGACCAAUUUUGUCCUUACAGAAAAUGCAAAUGAUGCGAUUGGGAUCCUUAACAAUUCUGCCUCAUACAACAAAAUGUCAGUUGAGUACAAAUAUGAGAUGAUGCCAAACCGCACAUGGCGUUGUCGAGUGUUUUUGCAAGAUCACUGCUUAGCUGAAGGUUACGGAACCAAAAAAACAAGUAAGCAUGCAGCUGCUGAUGAGGCUUUGAAAAUUCUUCAGAAAACACAGCCCACUUACCCAUCUGUCAAAAGUUCACAGUGCCAAACAGGCUCUUCACCCAGGGGAUCGGGAAAGAAGAAAGAUAUAAAGGAUCUGGUAGUUUAUGAGAAUUCUUCGAAUCCUGUGUGCACACUGAAUGACACGGCUCAGUUUAACCGAAUGACAGUUGAAUAUGUCUAUGAAAGAAUGACAGGUCUCCGAUGGAAAUGCAAGGUGAUUCUCGAGAGUGAAGUAAUUGCAGAAGCAGUCGGGGUGAAGAAAACUGUCAAGUAUGAAGCUGCUGGGGAAGCUGUGAAAACCCUCAAAAAGACCCAGCCAACUGUCAUUAACAACUUGAAGAAAGGAGCUAUUGAAGAUGUGAUUUCAAGAAAUGAAAUUCAGGGCCGCUCAGCAGAGGAGGCUUACAAACAACAAAUCAAAGAAGAUAACAUCGGAAAUCAGCUGCUAAGAAAGAUGGGCUGGACAGGUGGUGGUUUAGGGAAAUCUGGUGAGGGCAUUCGGGAGCCAAUCUCUGUCAAAGAGCAGCAUAAGCGGGAAGGCCUCGGUCUUGAUGUAGAGAGGGUAAAUAAAAUUGCCAAGAGAGAUAUUGAACAGAUCAUCAGAAACUACGCCCGCUCUGAAAGCCACACAGACUUAACUUUCUCUACAGAGCUGACUAAUGAUGAACGGAAACAAAUACAUCAGAUUGCUCAGAAGUAUGGUCUUAAGAGUAAGUCGCAUGGGGUAGGUCAUGACAGGUACCUGGUGGUAGGCAGAAAAAGACGGAAGGAAGACCUACUAGAUCAACUCAAACAAGAAGGCCAAGUGGGGCAUUAUGAACUUGUGAUGCCUCAAGCAAAUUGAGAUCUUCCCAACGUAUUUUGUAAAUGCCUGUUGAGGCAGAUUUGUGAAUUACAGAAAUGCUCCAUGUUCUGGUUGCAGAGUAUAUUCAUUCUUAAGAUGUUUCACCUUGUUCAUUUCAUAUAGUGCUUUAUGAGAUACUGGAAUCUGAAGAUUUCUGUCCACUUGUAUUAGCUUAAUCCAGCAGAUGAUACUGUGCAGUUACUGUUUGUGUCUUUGAUAUUGCUGUGUCCCUCAGGUUUGAGUAGUUUGUACAAAGAAAGAACAAAUAUCUAAGUGGAAUUUCACCCCAGGAAAGAAAUUCCCACUGUAAAGGGCAUAGCACAGCGGUCUGCAACAAUAUGUAAAGUUGAUAUUGACUACAAUGAAACUACAGGCUUAAUUCUAGACCUACUGAACAUGUCAGAUCAUUUUGUAUUAUCUAUCUUCAUCUUUGUGUGAAGCCAGUUAUAGAAUGUUUAACAGUAAAUUGUGCUGUAUGUGUAAAUGUCUUACCAACUAAAUGAUGUAAAACUUUCUUAAAGUAAUUUUAGUGUUCAUUUAUUUAUAACUUCUGCCAUGUGGUUUCCAGAAUAUUGGAAGUGGUUUACUGUAUCUUGUGACAUAUGAAUUUUAACAAAUUCUAGUCUUCAUGCCAAGAGAGCACUACUUGAGAGAGCAGUUGAAAAGUUUCAAAAGCUUUGAUGCAAUCUAAAGAAAGGAAGGUGGAACUAUUUGUUCUUGGUGCCUUGCAGAGAGACUCACAGCAACUCUCCGUUAUAGCUUUCACACGGUCUGGAUGUACAGAACAUCCAAGGUGGCCACAGCUGUGGUAAAACUUGGUAAAAGACUGAAGACCCAUUGGUGCUUUGAUGAGAUGGUCAGUUGGCUGGUCCCUCUCUCAGAAAGCUAUUAAGCCCCCAAAGCCAACUUUGUAACAUAUUUAAAACUGCUAUUUUCACUUAUUUCUGGAAUGUAAAAAAAUGUAUAAAAAAAUUUAGUGUAUGCUUCCUGAAUAAAAAGGAGCCGAGUUGAUCAAAAUGAUAGUAUGCUUAUUUCUGGGCAGCAGCCUAGCAGGGACACUUUGGGUCUUUGGAGAGGGAAAGUGGUGUUUGCACAAAAUAUUUCAACACCAGAGCACAUGUGGAUGAACAUAAUGACUUAGCAAAUCGGAACAGUUGAUCAGUCACCCAUCAUGUUCUCCUCUGGACCAACAUGCUGGCUUCAACCAAAUCUCAGUCUGUUGACUCUUGCAUGGUUUUUGUUUUGUAUCUCAGAUAAAUCUAGUGUUAAUAUUCACAGUAUUACUAUACAAAGAUGAAUAUUAAUAUUGAUAAAUAUCUUCAAUGAAAUGACACUUAGGACAAUUAGGUGGUUUAUUUAGCAGCACACUGGACAUGUAAUUGGCCCACAAUAAACAGUAAUGUCCCCAUUUAUAUUUUACUUUUUUCUUUCUAUAAGUAUUUUAUGUGAAGAAACUGUCCAUUAUUAAAUUUGUAUCUUAAAAAUAUAAAGGGAUUAACUUUUACACUUGGAUCUCUGUUAACUUUUAUUCGCCUAUAAUGAUUAACACAGUGUGUGGUAUUUGCUUUCUAGUAACUCUUUCUUCCUACAGUGUAUGGCCUUUCCUAAUGUUGGUAGUGAGGUAAAUGAGGUGUGCGUUUUAUUUUGGCACUUAAUGUUUUAACAAUGACAAAGGUAACUAAGCUAAAACUUUUAUAGAUUUCACAGGAUUAAUUUUUUUUCCUACAAGGCUCAUGGCAACCUUGAGAAGCUAUGGUUCAAUUAGUGAAUGAGAAGAGCCAGCUUUUAAUU
Messenger RNA from Manis javanica (Malayan pangolin), 6344 nucleotides. RefSeq names its product NFKB repressing factor (gene NKRF). NCBI's taxonomy places the organism in Eukaryota, Metazoa, Chordata, Mammalia, Pholidota, Manidae. Gene Ontology annotation, molecular function: RNA polymerase II cis-regulatory region sequence-specific DNA binding. The record is from RefSeq and is a predicted model, not a curated record. Gene Ontology annotation, biological process: negative regulation of DNA-templated transcription. Gene Ontology annotation, cellular component: nucleoplasm; nucleolus.